GUUGUUCGGUAUUCGGCCCUAUUAGGAGGGAUUUUCUACGGGAUUGUCCAUCGUAGAACACUGCAGGGGGAAGAGAAUGCAAAGAAGGAAGCUCAUGACCAUCAAAGGAGAGAUCAAUUGAUCAAAGAGGCGCGGGAAGCGUGGAAAAAGAAGCAGGUAACACCGACGUCAGGCGGUGAGUUGAUCACGGACCCGGAGGAUCCAAAAUUCAAUCUGGAAGACGCUAUGGAGCAGUGGUCAAAGGACGCGUGA
This is a messenger RNA of Dacryopinax primogenitus, 252 nucleotides long. RefSeq lists its product as uncharacterized. Gene Ontology annotation, molecular function: proton transmembrane transporter activity. The annotation marks the transcript as partial. The record is from RefSeq and is a predicted model, not a curated record. The transcript is spliced from 2 exons. Gene Ontology annotation, biological process: proton motive force-driven ATP synthesis. Lineage: Eukaryota; Fungi; Basidiomycota; Dacrymycetes; Dacrymycetales; Dacrymycetaceae.